GCGAAAAUGGAAUUAGUUAGCAACAAAUGGUUCAUUUUUGCUCUGUUAAUCUCCUCUUUAUUCAUAAUUUCCUUUCUUAAUUCAACUUCUUUUUUUCUCCAAGUUACAUCAUCAGUACGAGCUUCAUCAAUAUCAUUCGUCGAAUCAAAACUACAUACGUCUCCACUUCGAUCCAAUUCAACAAUACCGCGAUUGGCGUAUUUGAUAUCUGGUUCAAUUGGUGAUGGAGAGAGGAUAAAGAGGACAUUGAAGGCGUUGUAUCAUCCGUUAAAUCAGUACGUAUUGCAUUUGGAUCUCGAGACCUCUGAUGAAGAGAGAAAUGAACUGGUGAAAUUUGUGAAGAAAGAGAGUUUGUUUGUGAAUGUGAAGGUAAUUAAGAAAUCUAAUUUGGUUACUUAUAGAGGUCCUACUAUGGUGAGCAAUACACUUCAUGCUGCUGCUAUUUUGGUGAAGGAAGGUGGUGAAUGGGAUUGGUUUAUCAAUUUGAGUGCUUCUGAUUAUCCUUUAGUAACACAAGAUGAUUUGCUUCAUAGUUUAAGGAGUAUUCCAAGAUAUCUUAACUUUAUUGAGCAUACAAGUGAUCUCGAUUGGAAAGAGGAAUAUAGAGCCAAGCCUGUAAUAAUUGAUCCAGGGUUAUACAGCUUGAACAAAUCAGAUGUCUUCUUUGUUGAACCACAAAGGAGUGUGCCAACAGCAUUUAAAUUAUUCACAGGAUCCGCAUGGAUGAUGCUCUCACGGUCCUUUGUCGAGUACUUAUUGUUCGGGUGGGAUAGCCUCCCAAGGACACUCUUAAUGUACUAUGCUAAUUUUCUCUCUUCACCUGAAGGAUAUUUUCAUACUGUCGUAUGCAAUGUCCAAGAAUUUAUAAAUACUACAGUAAACCACGACCUUCAUUUUAUAGCAUGGGACAAUCCUCCAAAGCAACAUCCACACUAUCUCACGAUGGAUGAUUAUCGGGAAAUGGUCGAUAGCAAUGCCCCGUUUGCUAGAAAAUUUGGGAAGAACGAACCAGUGCUUGAUAAGAUUGAUUUCGAGCUAUUAGGGCGUAAACCUGAUGGUUUUGUUCCUGGUAGUUGGUUUGGGGAUGUUAAUGCAACUAUUUCAAACUACAUUGUAACAAACAUAACUUGGUUGCAGCCUGGAUCAGGUGCUGAAAGACUAACAAGAUUGAUAUCUGGUUUAUUGUCUGAUAAAGAUUUUGACAAAAAGCAUUGCCUUUAG
Messenger RNA from Solanum dulcamara, 1221 nucleotides. Its product is annotated as beta-glucuronosyltransferase GlcAT14A-like. Gene Ontology annotation, molecular function: glucuronosyltransferase activity. Gene Ontology annotation, cellular component: membrane. Lineage: Eukaryota; Viridiplantae; Streptophyta; Magnoliopsida; Solanales; Solanaceae. The transcript has 4 exons. Bases 7 to 1221 code for a protein of 404 amino acids. The record is from RefSeq and is a predicted model, not a curated record.